UGAAGUAAAAAUUGUGAAAUAAAAAUGGCUCGUACUAAGCAGACUGCUCGUAAAUCGACCGGAGGCAAGGCGCCUCGUAAGCAGCUGGCAACUAAGGCGGCUCGUAAGAGUGCGCCAGCCACCGGCGGUGUGAAGAAGCCUCAUCGUUAUCGCCCCGGUACUGUUGCCCUGCGUGAGAUCCGUCGUUACCAGAAGAGCACAGAGUUGCUGAUCCGCAAGCUGCCUUUCCAGCGCUUGGUGCGUGAAAUUGCUCAGGAUUUCAAGACCGAUCUGCGUUUCCAGAGCUCUGCCGUGAUGGCACUGCAGGAAGCUAGUGAAGCCUACUUGGUUGGCCUGUUCGAAGAUACUAACUUGUGCGCUAUCCAUGCCAAGCGUGUCACCAUCAUGCCGAAAGAUAUUCAGCUGGCCAGACGUAUUCGUGGCGAACGUGCUUAAAUUGUGACAACGUUGUGCGUUGUGCUUGUCAAGCAUCAAAUUAUCAAACAAUCGGUCCUU
Drosophila albomicans is the source of this 495-nucleotide messenger RNA. RefSeq names its product histone H3. Gene Ontology annotation, cellular component: nucleosome. The transcript has a single exon. The record is from RefSeq and is a predicted model, not a curated record. Lineage: Eukaryota; Metazoa; Arthropoda; Insecta; Diptera; Drosophilidae. Gene Ontology annotation, molecular function: structural constituent of chromatin; protein heterodimerization activity; DNA binding. The coding region runs from base 25 to 435 and encodes 136 amino acids.